This is a messenger RNA of Puccinia triticina, 1617 nucleotides long. RefSeq lists its product as uncharacterized. Gene Ontology annotation, molecular function: ATP binding; protein serine/threonine kinase activity. The coding region runs from base 1 to 1617 and encodes 538 amino acids. Lineage: Eukaryota; Fungi; Basidiomycota; Pucciniomycetes; Pucciniales; Pucciniaceae. The transcript has 12 exons. The record is from RefSeq and is a predicted model, not a curated record. Gene Ontology annotation, biological process: intracellular signal transduction; protein phosphorylation.
AUGGCCUACGCCAACUCACCAUACCCCCCAAUCAAAGGUUACUCAAUUGGUCCAGACAUCGCCGAGGGUGGAUUCUCCAAGGUGUAUAAGGCAUUCAAUCCAGACAAACCACCCCCAUGUAUAGCCGCAAUCAAGGUGAUCUCGCUGGUCAACGCAUCUUCUGGACCGACGUUGGAUGAACAAUCCUUCAAGAGAAUCAAGAAAGAGAUCAAGGUUCACUCGGCAUUAAAACACGCAAAUAUCUUGGAACUAAUCGAUAGCGUCGAGGACCAGGAGGGGAUCCCAAGUCGGAAGAUCCCCCCUGCCUUCUACAUUAUUCUGGAGUAUGCCGUCGGUGGCGAUCUGUUCGAUCAACUAGUUCCGGAUGUUGGUCUUUGUAACGACGAUGAAGUGAUCCACUUUUACUUUCGUCAAUUAAUGUCAGGUCUUCACUUCUGUCAUUCCAAGGGAGUGGUUCAUCGCGACCUGAAGCCCGAAAAUAUCCUGUUAGAUGGACGAGGGAACCUAUUGAUCUCCGAUUUUGGUCUUUGUUCCGUCUACAAAUACAACGGAAAAGAAAGACUGUUAACAGAGGUAUGCGGGAGUGCACCCUACGCGGCACCAGAAUUGGCCCUUGGGCGACCUUAUCAUGGGCCUGCUAUCGAUCUUUGGUCUUCCGGUAUCAUACUCUACGUGCUUCUUGUAGGCAAUACCCCAUGGGAUAACCCGACGCUGGAGAGUCCCGAGUUUGCAUCUUAUGUCAGAGGAGUCAUCUGGAACAUGGAUCCUUGGUGUCGAAUAAAACCAGAGCUGAAGGCUUUGUUGCAAGAGCUGAUGAAUAUCGAUCCCGAGAUGAGAAUAACGAUGUCUCAGUUGGUCAAAAACCCUUGGUUCAGGAUGAAAAAUCCGUUGAUGAAUGCCGAAGGUCUUACGAAGUCCGGCGCGAACUUAGCAGUCAGACUAGCUAAACAACGAGGUGAACUUGAAGGCAGGCAUGAGGAAGACGAAGUCAGAAAAUUAGCCUCGGAACUAGUCAAUACACCCGCCAUCGAGGUUUCCCUAGAUGGGGAUCCCUCAAACGUUCAACUGUCUCAAGAAAUCGGCCAAUCUCAACUUGGUACUCGGUUCAAGAACGAUUUGAAUAUGAAUCCCACCCAACCGUUUUCUUGCACUGUCAGGCUAUUUACUGCAGAUCCCGUCUUGGCAUCUCAAAAAAUGCAACAUGCAAAUUUAUCGACGAUGUUCAUUUCGGAGUCGCCAAUCGAAGAGCUGAUCGAAGCCUUCAGGGAAGCAUUAGAUAUCCUCAGCGUGAAGCAUCAAGCGAAGCCCUUAAACCCGCCCACCGAUGGCGAAAGCGACAACAAUUCGGGCGUGAAGAUCACCGUGUCAUUUAUCGAUAACCGGAAACAGAAGCUGAUGGGCUCGUUGCGGAUCGAGCCAAUCGUCCCGAUCGAAGGUGCCCUGGGACGUUCGACGGCUACCGACGGGAUGGACGUCGACGAGACUGAGAUGGAAAACAACCCCAAAUGGGGCGUCGUCUUCAAGCGCAGAAAAGGCGAUGUCCUGCAGUGGAAGAAGAAGUAUGAGGAGCUCGUCCGACUGCUCCCUCCUGGGCUUAUGGUGUCCAAUUCCGCUUGA